AUGUUCGACCUUGAUCCCUGGUCUGGCUUGAUUGAUCAAGACCUUCUCAUUCAGAUUAACGGUUUCUCGGGGCCCGUAGGGUCUCUUUUAAAAGAGUUUUGGACUGUUCAAGUGUAUUGUGGAGCCAUUGCCGAGGUGACCAUCUCGCCUCCUCGAACAGCGCAGCCGGAUGUCUUCAUAGCAGAUCUCGAUGUGGGGCGGGUGAUUUGUCCAGAGAACCUCCCUCUACCCCAGAUUCCUCAACCCUUCCUCACCGAAGCCAUUCAAAGCCUCUUUCAUAUCUUGAGCCCUGAUCUGUUGACAGCGGACAACGUGUACCCUCCCCCGUCUGAGUCUGUGCCUCAGUUGACUCCCAUUCAGGUAGACAAAAGACUGCGUGCCGUGUUUCUGCGCUUGUUCGCAUCCGUCUUUGCCGGUUACCGAUCCUGUCUCACCAUCACUCGCAUCCACCCCCAACCCGUCAUCCACUUCAACCAGUCGCUAUUUCUCGUUUUGCGGGGAGUGCAUGAGCCAGACGACUUUUUCGACCGCAUUCUUUCAAGCAUGCGAUUCCACCAGUUUGUUUUGGAGCGUGGUCCACCCUUUCGUGUUUGCGACCUCUUUGACGAGGAGUACGACCUGGCCCGAGCCGAAGCCCAACGGCUCGUGCCUCAAUUCAUCGCCGAAACCGCCUUCCCCGAUAUGGACUAUGCUGCCUUCAUUUCCGACUUCGAAGCGGCACUUGCUCGAAUUGCACAAAAGUUUAUGGAUAAUGAGGACGACGAGGCCCAUCCUAUCGCCGACAUCAUUCAGGAGGAGGCCGUGGAUGCACACAACCGCCUUCAUCAUCGUUCAUUCCCCCGGCUUAAUUCUCAAAAGGUUGACGAAUUUGCACAGAAAGCCCAGGAGUUAAUUAACCAAUCGGCGCCGAUAACCGCGGAGGUGAAGGAAACGCCUCGAUUUGUCCCCAAAGGCGAGCAACUGGAUCUUCACGCAUUCAAGUCAGAGUUGCCUGCCGACAAAUGCCGCGUCAUUCGAGAGUUUGUUGCUGACGUAUUCGAUUUGCAUAUCACCGAAGCCCUCAAGCGUCGCAACACCAUCCGCCAGGAUUUAAAAUCACAGCCUUUUCGACGUUUAUUUGUCGACGAGCUGCACAAGAGAAUCAUUCCACCAUCAGUCACCUCGACUAACCCCAAUUCCACUCAUCCCGAAAACACGAUUGUGGAAUUCGAGCGCCGGGCUUCGCUCAGCUGGGAACAAUUCGAUGUCAUUGUGGGACUGCUUGACGAGGCUCUGCGUUACGAGGGCAUGUCCUACAACACAGUGAUAGCGCCUCCUGUUAUGGAUCUCGCAACUAGGAUAAGCACGCAACUCGGUGGAAUACGCUACUUUGCCAACAUGACACAUCACAUUCAGCGCCAUCGGAUAUGGUCGGAAAUGAGUUUCUGGGAGGACGUCUUCAAUGAACAAGUCAAUAACCAAAUCAAACAGCUUUAUUUGCACCAAUCGGAGGUGGAACACAGCAGCAGCAUUUCGUCCGCUAACCUCCCAUAUUGCGAUCUAAAGUCGUUUGGUCUCCCGGUUGCUGAUAUAAACGUGACCAUCGUUGCCGCCUUUCUCUCACAGCCGGCUUAUUCAGCUGACCAGUCAGUACUGGAGAUAGCUGCGGAGGAGUUGCGUUCAGGCUGCCUGCGUUCGGCGGAGGCGCAGGUGAAUCUGCAGCGACAGGAGGAGGGCACUGUGUACUCCCAGAUCCUCCACUUCAUCAACCUCAUCGUCAACUUUCGCGUGCCCUUGAGCGCUGCUUCACCCUUAAUUCCCGCUGUCGAUCAGCCUGCGGUCGCCAUCUCCACUGCCCAGCCAACUCUGCUUCCGAGCAACAACUCUCAACAGAGUUUGCGUGGGCUACCAAAUGGCUGGCCUUCUGCUACACUUACCACUUCCAAUGGAGUACACGGCAACAUCUCCCACGAAAGACGUGACUUGUCUUUCGUUAGCACCCUGUCAUCGAAUCACCACGACCGAAGGUCCAUUUCCUAUGGCGGCGGCGGCAGUGGGACUGGUGGUGGUGGUUCCGCUCUGGUCCACCACUACCCCGCGAACCCGCACAAUGGCGCGGCACCGCUCCGGGAUUCUGUCGCUGCUUCCGAAUUGGCUCUGGGCGAACUUGCCGAGUGGAUUCGGAAGUUUGUGGAAAAGGUUGGAACCGAAAACGCCCUUCCAGAAAGUAGCAUUGUCGAAAUAAAAAACAAAAUAGACAGCAUUUUGGAAGGUCAUCUGCUUAACCUCGCUGAUAUUUAUCCUGAAGUCAAGAAGAUACCUAAAAUCAAAAAACCUGAAAUUGCAAAUCCGGCUCUUUUAUCCGGUGAGAGCAUUAUUCGCCUCGGGGGCCUUGACCGCCUGCCCUGUCAACUACUCGUGGAUGGUCGGAUGGAGAGGGCGGGGGGAGGGGAUUGGAGGCGAUUGGAGCCGAUGUCCCUCUUCGACACCGCCAGUGGCUUGUCCGCGUUGUCGUCAGCCUCCCUCUCCCACGAGAUCCUCAACGAGGAUGUUGACAGCGUCGGCCGAACUCUCGUGCCAGCUCAGGGCGCUCUCUUCGUUACCAACUAUCGCGUCAUUUUCAUCGGCGUGCCGAAGGACCCAUUUCAGUCCAACAAGGUGGUAUGCCGUAGUUUCCCCGUUGCAGCUCUGCACUCUAUCAAACGCAUCGGGAAUACGCGCGUGAUCACGGUCCCCGCGGCAUCUACAAUUGCCGCGACUUUUGACGUGAACGGUGGCAGCGGCGCCGGCAGCAAACAUCUUCGAAAACAAUUUGGCUCAGCAAACCGCGGUGGUGCAAUCGGAGCAUCAUCCGCUGAGAUCCUUGAUGUCUACCGACUGAGGGCUCUCAACAUGCAGAUGCUGCGCCUUGGCUUUGAUCCCGACGAUGUUCCUUCGGAGGCUAGGGAGGAGUUACGGCACCUCCUUGUCGAACUGCGGUUCCACGCUCACAUUGGACUCAGCUUUAAUACACUUUCACCACCACGAACCUUAAACCAACAACCCACUUCGGGGGUUGCCAAUGAGUGCCGAACACCGUUGCCUGACAUCGUGAAGCAAGAGUUGCAGAAUCCAGUCAUCUUGACACUGCAAACCAAUGAGCAUGAAGAUGACACAUCGGUGAGCCUGUCUGUUGCCAGCAGCAGCCGCAGCGGUCGAAGCAGUCGCAGCCAGUCUCAGGUCACGGCAACUCUGCACACUGCCCUCACGCCAGCUCCGCGUCUCCGUACCACUUCCAUGGCUCGAUUGUCUCCUUCCAACCGACUAUCCGACACCGACUCAAUUGGAACACCUGCCACAGGACUUUCUGACGAUUCCUUACGAGUGGACGAGUUUACGGAUGCCCAGUCAGCGCUCUCUAUGACGCUGGAGAGUCUUCGCCUGGCUGGUAUGGAUCCGAUCAUUUCGGAGGCUUUGCAGCAAUCUCCCGGUUACCUGGACUUAGUCCAAAUUGCUUUGCGUACAACUAGUUGGUACAAGCACCCCUCUUCACCUAGUCCACUGUCGUCAAUUAGGUCGGGCUGCGUCAGUGUUUCUGGUUCUCAGUUCAAACCUUCCCCAGUCAUCACCACUGCCAAUGCCAAUUACGCGAUCUCACGAACAUACCCGUCUUUACUUAUCGUGCCCUCGGGUUUCAAGCGUUCUCAGUUGGAGCGGGUGGCGCGCUAUCACAAACACGGUCGCCUCCCAGUGGUUGUGUGGCAGCACGCCGAAACCCGCGCCUUCCUGUUGCGCGGCGCCGCCUUCCAGGCCAAGUCCAUCCUCUCUUCCUUCAAGCACACGGUCGGCGGCGGCGCUAGUGGUGCCCCCGACAGGCAAUCCCUACUCUCAACCAAUGAAACCGAGGCCACUAAUGCAGAGGCUUCAUCAGCAAAGGAGCACGCGCGUUACUUUCUCUCUUUGGUAAACAUGUCGCCACUGCCACCAUCGGCAAUCCUAUCGCCCUCUGCGGCGAAUUCGGCGUCGGGAUCCGUGCGCGGAAAGCCAGCCCAUCAGGCCUUUGAUGAGCCGCUUUCCUCCCGCAUCAACUCCAUGAUGCUUCUUCCGCCGCAGUCAAUGGAUCAGCAAUUCCCUUGUUCGCCAUCACCAACAUCGAGGGGGGGUUUGCUGUACGAAAAGACCGGGUCUCUACUUCGCGCCUCACGCACCAGCUCCGGUGCUCUAGGGAAAUUGUCCGGAGGGAAGACAUCAACUUCUUCACAUCCACACAGUCAUCAAGAUGAAGGAAGUGGCACAAUAAGCUCUACCCAGCACCUGCACCAGGAAUUGCGCAUGCCAACAGCUCUCUACGUUCUCAGUGAGCGUUCAGUUAAGACCACGAUGAAAUCGGGCCACUUUCCAGGUGUGGAGUUCAUUCCAGUGGACUACGCCUCGCACUCUGCUAUUCGCGAGACGUUCAAAAAGCUUUAUGAUGCCUGUCUACCAAAGGAUGCGCGCUCCCGGCUUGGUGGUGUUUUCAAAGAGCAUUAUCGCGGCGGAGAAGGUGGGGUGCCUGGUGGCGCCAGUGAUCACGAAAACAACCUGGCUACCGCUGCACCUAACGAAAAGUCGGCAUUAGGCGGCGGCGGCGGAGGAGACACAGGCAUCAGGUCCAGGUCAAUAGGCGGUAUCAUCGCUGCAAUCGCCGAGUCGGGCUGGCUUGAGCAAAUUCAAUCACUCCUCCAACUCGCCGGCGUUCUAGUUGAUAUCUUGGGGGUUCAGGGUACCAGUGUGGCUGUCUGCCUGGAGGAUGGGUCUGAUGUGGUUACGCAGAUAGUUUCACUCGCUCAGGUGAUGCUGGAUCCAGCGUACCGCACUGUUGCCGGUUUCUGGUCUCUGGUAGAGAAGGAAUGGCUCCUCUUUGGCCAUCCCUUCAAUCAACGAGUGGGUCAAAAGGCAGGUGGUAGCAGCGGAAAGGCUUCGCAUUUCUCACCAGUUUUCCUGCAAUUUCUCGAUGCCGUCCACCAACUCGUUCGACAGUUCCCGUUAUCCUUCGAGUUUAAUGACUUCUUCCUCCAAUUCCUCGCAUACCAUCACGUCUCUAACAGGUUCUUUGACUUCAAACACGACUCGGAACUGCAACGCAUGGGACGCUGGUCCAGCAUCUCGUCUGCGCCUGGCGAGUGUGGCGGUCCUUCGCCUUCCUCGAGCGCGACAGGCGGCUACCAAACCCAUUCGAUCUGGCGUUUCAUUCAGGAGCAGCAUGAGGAAUGGCCUACCCUCAUACCGGCCACGCAUCAGGCGGCGUUAAAUGUGUGGAAGUACUACCUUUCGGAGGAUUUGGCCUCUGGACCUGUGUUUGAUCUCGAUCUCUUCUGUCCCAGCUACCGAAAGCACACCAACCGACCCUACGAACCGGUUCUUCGUCAGGGCUACAACAAUAGCCAUGUGGAACAAACCUACGCUCUGCUGGGUCUUCGCGAAGGCGACGAGGCUGUGGGCUGGCAGGAGGCCUGGUCUGAGGCUGUGCGUCUCUCAACUGCUGCGACUGACGGAAACGAGGGACCGUUGGCCACCUACACAGAAUUACCCCUCUCAGAGGAGGCCGGCGCAGACUUUGACCGCAUCGUCCGGGCCAAACUUGCCACCGACGCGCCAAUACUCAGCACUACCCUCAAACCCCCGGCUCCCCCACCUGAACAGCCGUGCGCGUCCCUUCCCACACGUCAAUCAACCACCUUUGAGGAGGACAGACGGAGCUGCGCGAGCGAUGGUGACACGUCAAUCACCUCAGAUCCUGACGGAGGGGAUAACGUGAUGACGACGUGGGAAAACGUCAGCGACGCCAAUGAAUGCGUCGAGGCGCAGCGCGCUGUGUUUGCUCAGCAUCGCGCUGUUACAAUGAGGCGCAUGAACCGUGCACUGGGAAAACACAUAAACAACCCGCAAUAUCAUCACAUUCAGUCGUCAACCUUGGCGGUACCGGCCUCCACUACUGACGACGUUUAUUCGUUGUCGCACUCGGUUCAACAUAGCGGAUCCCUCAACGAUCUCCCGAUAGCUGAGGAUAAUUUUGGAGAGCUCACAGAAACAGCGUUGUUUGAGCAGCCGCACAAUUUCCGCCGUGUUAAAACUACGCUUUCGGUAUCGCGGUGUGACGCCUGCCAGGCGCUGAUUCUGGCCACAGGCAUCACGCGGGGCUUGGUGCGUUGUGUGGACUGCAACUUUUGCUGCCACGAAAAAUGCGCCCUCGGGGUGCCACGUGAUUGUCCAGGUGUGCCGACGCAUCGUCACGGCAAUCUGGCCGGGCCGUCGAGUCAAGCUGUCGGUAGUCUCCCGGGCACCGGUGCUACGCGACCUUGGAACAGGCAGCGCGCCAAAACCGAAGAUCGCAGUGGCCUUAGUGAUUGGUCUUCCCAGCCCGAAUCCCUCAAACAUUGGUCCUCAACUGUAAACCGUCAUGUGCCGAACGGUGUUGGUUCCUCAGGUACGCCUUCACCCCGUGAGAAAGAUACAAAGGCUCACCCCUCGCAUUCCCUCCACACAACUGACAGCGAUUCUCCCCAACUUCGCCCGGAUGUCCCUGCUCGACCUUCAUAUAUUGGUUCCGUAGCCUUCUGUGGGGAAUUGUACAAACUGAGCAGUCGGAAACUGCUAGCUGGCUGGAAGCCACGGUUCUUUGUUCUUGACACGGAGCACCAUCAGAUGCGUUACUACGAUACGGCGCAGGACGAAGUUCCCCGUGGCUGUAUAGAUCUACAGGAUGUGCGUGCUGUUAGGCUGCUACGGAAUGCAACUUCUGUACCGCGGCGAUUCCAAGAUAAUUGCACGUUUGAGGCACGUGCGGAAGCUACAUUGCGCACGCACUUAAUUGUUGCUGUUCUAUAA
This is a messenger RNA of Mesocestoides corti, 6825 nucleotides long. Lineage: Eukaryota; Metazoa; Platyhelminthes; Cestoda; Cyclophyllidea; Mesocestoididae. The record is from the annotation of a GenBank genome assembly.